CUUAUCUUGAUAGUUUAUUAUCAAGUUUCAUAUGAAGUUAAGCUCCUGAUAGGAACAUGUUUAGAUAUAAUAAUGAUGUUUCUACUGAGUACUAUAAUUGUACUCCUGCAUGCCAGCCAAACCCUAGGCCAUGGAAGACUAAUGGAACCUCCAGCUAGGAACUGCAUGUGGAGAUUUGGUUAUCUGAACCCUAUCAACUAUAAUGAUAAUGAGGUGUUCUGUGGCGGUGCUGCAAAACAAUUCCAGGAGAACGGAGGCCAGUGUGGGGUGUGCGGGGAUUCAUGGGAGGUCCCUCAUCCUCAACCUCAUGAGACAGGAGGAUUAUAUGGGAAUGGAGUUAUUGCCAAAACGUAUCUAACAGGAAGCUGGAUUGAACUGGAGGUAGAACUGACCGCAAACCAUAAAGGAAGAUUUCAAUUUAAACUCUGCCCAGUUAAUGGAAGGGAAGAAGCAACACAGGAUUGUCUGGACCAGAAUAUAAUCCUGAGCCCUGACGGAUCUGAUAACUUCCCAAUAGAAGUUUCAAAACAGAAAAUAAAUCUUAACUUCCGGGGCAAACUUCCCCAAGGAUUAAUCUGUACACGCUGCGUUCUACAAUGGACUUGGAGAAGUGCUAAUUCAUGGGGUAAUUGUGGUAAUGGAACAUCAGGUUUAGGAUGCGGGCCUCAGGAGACCUUUAGAAACUGUGCAGAUGUGAGUAUCGUCAGUUCUCCACUAUUUCUACCGGAGACGGAUAACCCAAGGGCUAUUUUUGUGUCUGACAAAUCUGGACGAGGAAGACGACCUCUUGUAGUUAGAAGUCAGGUUUGCGUCUCAACCGAUGCAUACAGGAUGUACCACAGAAUGUCGGAUUGGUGUCAACUGAACUGUUUGGCCUACCCCUCGAACUGUCCCCCUGCAAUAUGUAAAUGUCUGGAUACAUGCAGUGCAUUGCCCGGAACCAACCUGACUGAUUUUGAGUGUAACAAAAGAUGCCUCAGAUAUCCUCACACAGAGCAAUGUCCCAAGGAAUGCAAUUGUACAGGAGGAGAAUCAAUUGAAGAUGAAUUUGUCAUAAUUGAAAAUUCUAUCUUCACAGAUGAAGUUGCUGCUAAAUCCUCGAAACAAGCUGCAGCUAAAACAGUUACCUCUAGUACAGUACAGUACAAUAAACCAGUUAGUUCCAGUCCAGUCCAGUACAAUAAACCAGUUCUUGUACCAACAGUGUACAGUCCUCUAAUCCAUCCAAUUUAUAAACUUCCCUUGAGAGUAUACCAAUACCUCGUUAAGUAAUAUGGCAUAAGCUUCAUGAGUAACCUACAGUGAGACCCAAAAUAUUGUGGAAUAGGAUGACGACAUUUAAGCAAUCUUUAAUGUCUUUGAUGUAACUAAAAAGCAAACAGGUUUACCAAUAACUUUGAGUUAAUUUGAAAAUCAACUUUCAAAAUCACAACUUAAACCUUCCUAUUCGACGUUCAUUAAAAGAAAUUUGUUAUAAUUUUAUGUGAAAAAAAUCCUCAAAACUUAAGAAUCUCAAAAUCUUCCAAACCGCAUGAAAUCAUGUAGAUUGAAAUAAUUCAAGAUCUAGUUGAAUAAAUUGUAUACUGUUCUGGUGAUGUUAUGCAAUCUUAAUAUCAUAAUUUAAAAACAUGUUAUUUUAUGUAAAAUUAUACAUCUAGUAAAACAAACGUAUAAAACCAGUUCUGAAUGUCAAAAUAAUCAUUAAUGCGCUAAAAAGAUAAAUAAAUAAAUUCUAGCUGUAGUGCCCGGCGUUUCCCGUGGAAUUGAAAAGCAAUAAUUUUGAAAAAAACGAAUAAAAAUUUAUUUUUCUUUCUUAGUCUAUGUGGUACCCAUGGGCUUCUUAAAAAAUGUCAGCCCUUUAGGUCCUG
This is a messenger RNA of Eurytemora carolleeae, 1868 nucleotides long. RefSeq lists its product as uncharacterized. The coding region runs from base 73 to 1272 and encodes 399 amino acids. NCBI's taxonomy places the organism in Eukaryota, Metazoa, Arthropoda, Copepoda, Calanoida, Temoridae. The record is from RefSeq and is a predicted model, not a curated record. The transcript has 11 exons.